AUGCAGGAGGAGCAGCUCGAGGCAUUGCAGGCGGAGGAGCAGAAGAAUCUCUGCUUCGAGUGGGAGCGCACGGGGCGGUGCCGCCGCAACGGGUGCCGUUUUGACCACCCCGCGCCAAAGCCGGAGGACGCCAAGGAGGUCGAGGCCAAGGAGUCGCAAUGGGGAAAUGGCUGGAGCUGGGGCGAUGGCUGGGCAGAAGGAUCCUGGUCUUCUGCGCCUUUGGGCGCGGUGCACGGGCACACGUCCAGGGCAGAGCUGGAAAAGGGCCGCCGCGAGAAGAAGGAAGCAUGGGCGCAAGAGAAGAACAAGCGCCAGGCCAUGCAGGACAUGAAGCGGCUGGCCAAUAUGGAUGCGCGGGUCGUGCUGGCCAGGCGCAUGCGGGAGCUGAUUUCCAAGGCGCUGAACCUGGGCGCGGAGUACGCGGAAGCCAAGGGCGAGGUCGAGGACGUCACAGACCUGGAGGCCGCGGCUUUGGCGCAGCUGCGGGCCUGGGGCUUCAAGGCCUCCGCCGCCGACGCGGCGCUGCUGGCGGCGAGGGACGCCGGCGGCUUCGGGGACGAAGCCGCGGACGAAGCGGCGGAGCGCUUGCGGGUCUGGCUGUGCUUGCACUUGCCGGAGCACGAGCUGCCAGAAGCUUUCGCCGCUGGCAAGGGCCAAUUCGAGGUGAAGGCGGGGCGCGGCGCCGCCCCGGGCGCGGCGGAGGUGGCCGCGACCGCGCCGGAGACGGCCGCGGCGGCGAGGCGCAGGGAGUUCUUCGGGUGGGUCCGCGAGGCUUUGGACGCAGCGAUGGAGGACGAAUCUGCGGCGGAGGCGAUGUUCGCGUCGGUGGAGGUGGUGCUGGAGGAUGAUCCCGGCAGAACGGAGGAGGAGGAGCAGGAGGCGCUAGACAGUGCGCUGGAGCUCAUGUCGGCGGAAGGGGUCCAGGAACCCACCUUAGAGGAGAUGCGGACCCGCUGGGGCGCCCUCCGCGCCCUGGCGGCCGCCGAGGCCUCGGCGGUCGCGGAGGAGGCGGAGGCGGAGGCGGAGGCGAGCGAUGGUUCGGAGGCGCUGGGGGACCACGAGGAGCCGGAGGUUGUGGCGGAGGUGGAGGCGCCGAGGCCCAAGCCGAAGGGUGGGACCUGGUUCGGCUGGAAGGCGGACGCUGCGCCCAAAGAGGUCGCCGCGUGGAAGGCAAGUGGCAAGGGCCAGAAGAUGCAGAAGGCCCGGGAAGCCCUGCCAGCCUUCAAGGUCAAGGAGGAGCUGCGCCAACUGCUGAGCUCCAACCAGGUGCUGCUGAUCCACGGUGAGACGGGCAGCGGCAAAACCACCCAGGUAGGUCAGUACCUCCUGGACAGCGACACCGCCACUCCUCCACGGGUAGUGGUGACGCAGCCCCGGCGCUUCGCUGCGGUUUCUGUGGCGCGGCGGGUGGCGGAGGAGCGGGGCGAGGUGGUGGGCGAAAACUCCGUGGGGUACAUGGUGCGGGGGGACACCAAGAUGCGCUACGACCGGUGCCAGCUGCUCUUCUGCACUUUGGGGGUGCUGCUGCGAAGGCUCAUCGCUCAGGGCGAGGAGGAGAUGUUCCGAACCCAGGACAUGACGCAUUUGGUGCUGGACGAGGUGCACGAGAGGAGUCUAGACAUGGACUUUGUGCUUACGCUGCUGCACCACAUCCUGCCCAAGAGGCCCAAGCUCAAGGUGCUGCUGAUGAGUGCCACCAUGGACGUGCAGAGUCUGGCAAGGCUCUUCAGCCAGAAGCCGCCGGUGCUCAAGAUACCUGGGCGAACCUUCCCGGUGGAGGUGAUGCACCUCGAGGAGGUCGAGGACCUCCUGGGCAGCACGUACCAGUGGAGCGCCAGCGCCGGGAAAGGCUGGGAGGGCAGCGAGGCGAACGAGAGGGGCGACCGCAAGCGCGAUGCUCGGCCGGGACCCAUGGACUACGCGCUGCUGGCGGACUUCAUCUUAACCCUCGCGGAUGGCGGCCAGGCAAAGCCCUGGCCGGAGGGCGCCAUCCUCGUCUUCAUGCCUGGCGCUGGCGAGAUCUCGCGAUUGAUCAGCACCUUGGAAAGGAAGGGCGGCCGCAACGUCAAAGCCUUACCUCUGCACGGCUCUCUGUCAGGCGAGCAGCAGCGAAGAUGCUUCGAGGUGUACCCUGCUUCAGGGCCUCGCAAAGUCAUCGUGUCGACCAACGUUGCGGAAACUUCCGUCACACUGCCAGACGUGACGAUCGUGGUGGACACGUGCCGUGAACGACGCCUCACCCGCGACCACGACCACACGUCCCUGGCCCCUGCACUCUUGGAGCGGUUCUGUGCCAAGGACUCCCUGCAGCAGCGCCGGGGCCGCGCCGGCCGGGUGCAGAAGGGCGUGUGCUUCAGGCCGAGAAGCUGCCGGAGGCCACGGCGCCGGAGAUCGAAGCUCUGCCCUUGGAGACGCUGGUUCUCCAGGUGCAGGCGGCGGGCUUCGCUCCCGAGGCCUUCCUCCGGGACGCGCCUACGCCCCCCGAGGCACAGGUGGUGGCCCAAGCGCGCCAUGAGCUGCGGCGCAUGGGCGCACUCUCCCUCAGUGACGGCGAAGACGCGGUCACCGCUUUGGGCCGUCACCUGGCAGCGCUGCCCUGCGACGUGCGGGUGGGGAGGCUGGUGGUGCUAG
Messenger RNA from Effrenium voratum, 2631 nucleotides. The record is from the annotation of a GenBank genome assembly. NCBI's taxonomy places the organism in Eukaryota, Dinophyceae, Suessiales, Symbiodiniaceae.